This is a messenger RNA of Sebastes umbrosus (honeycomb rockfish), 2891 nucleotides long. Its product is annotated as protein FAM13C-like. Lineage: Eukaryota; Metazoa; Chordata; Actinopteri; Perciformes; Sebastidae. Bases 902 to 2461 code for a protein of 519 amino acids. The transcript is spliced from 12 exons. The record is from RefSeq and is a predicted model, not a curated record.
ACGUUUCAAACAGGAAGUGAAACCGGAAACACGUCGACCACCAGGUGUGAGAGGUGUGCAGGUAGUGAUGCUGCAGACACGUGUUGGAUGUUUAGGGGUUAAACCUCCUCCUCCUCUUCCUCCUCCUCUUCCUCCCUUUUUAUGAAUGAGACACACACACAGUGAUGUCAUCAACAAGCCCCUCCCCCACUGCUGCGGGAAAAACCUCACGACCAGAAAGAGAGAGAGAGAGAGGCGUCCUCAUGGUUCCCAUAUGUCUCUCUCCCCCCACCCCCACCCUCCAUCCUCCAUCCUCUCUGACGAUGAGUAAUCCAGGGGGCUGAGGGGGGGUGAUGUAGGGAGGAUACCAACGCAGCAUCAGCAGCAUCAGCAUCAGCAGCAUCAGCAGCAUCAGCAUCAGCAUCAGCAUCAGCAUCAGUGAACGUGCAGAACGAGAGGAUGAAAAUUCAAACCCUCUGAGCUCAGUCUCACCGGAGCUGAAUAAUUCCUGGACUGGCGUACACUGAAAACAUACGGAGAGGGAAAAAUAAGGUUCACGCUUUGCAGCUCCUGGGACUGUCUAAUCGCUGGAGGGAGGAGGGAUAAGGGAGGCAUCGUGGCUCGUUUCACUGGAUGGUACCUGACUAAUUCAUGAAUAGGAGGUUAAUCGUCUCAUCUUUUGGAUUGAUGGGAUGGACUACAUCCUGAACAGCGAGCCUCCUCUUCAAAUAUCCAUCGUAACAAAGCAGCUGCUGAGAGGAUCUGCCACUCCUCCACAUGUGCUGCUUCAGAGGCUGGGAUCUGGCUAAUAUCUGGAAUCAUUGAUCCACAGCAGCACCACACUGCCCCUCAUUACUGGACCACCUUGUGUAGUCCAGCCUCCUCCUGGGACCGGGUUAAUCUCUGGAUCAGCGUGUCUGUUAUGUUCUGCUUCUGCCUGCAGAGUUCCCUGCUGAAGCUCCAGGCGCUGGAGGUGGAGGGGGGCCCCUCGCUGGGUCCGUCCCCAGAGGAGAGCCCCCCUGCCCUGGGCAGCAAGGAGCAGAGGAGCCCCAGCAGCCCGCUGGAGCUCGGAGGGAAGGACGGGAAGACGCUGGCUCUCUGCCACGGCGUCCCCGCCGACGAGAACAGCCCACCUGAGCUGCUGGCGGUCCUGACCAGACCUCCACAGUCCCCGAGACACCAGCCGUUGACCUCCAUCCACCCCGGCCAGCAGCCCCUGACCCCCGACGGAGCUCCGCCCCCCAGCCCUCACCACUCCCCCUACUCCCCCCAGAGGAGCAGCCCUGGAGGAGGAGGAGGAGGAGAGGGAGGAGGAGGAGGUGGAGCUCUCCUCCAGCUCCUGGCUGGAGGCCCCAGUCCUCUGCCCUCCCCCCGCUGCUCCAGCCUCAGCCACAGUCUGAGGUUCAACUCUGACCCCGACACUGCUCCAUCACCGCCCUGCAGCCAGCAGUACAUCCAGUGUCGGGGUCGGGACCGGGCCGAGGGCUCGGAGGACCCGGAGCGUCCCUCGUCCAUCCCGUUCCUCACCAGACAGAUCCAGACCCUGAAGAAGAGGGUCCGCCGCUUUGAGGAUCAGUUUGAGCAGGAGAUGAACUACAAGCCGUCCCAAAACGAUAAAUACUCCAACCCAGAGAUGAUCCGAGUGAUGGGGGAACUGGCGAAGGCUCGCAAACAGCUCAAAGAGAUGAGACUCAGACAGUCGGUGUUUGAAUGUAAGGAGCCCGACGGUCCAGAGAACAGCUGCAGGUACGGCGUCGGCCAGCAGGGGGCGCCGGACCACAAACCCACCCUGGAGGAGACGGUGGAGUCUCUGUUCAGACGGCUGAGAGAGAAGCGACAGGCUCUGGGCCUGCCAGACAACAUGAAGGAGAUGACUCAGGCUCAGAUGGUGUUGGAGAAGAUCACUCUGCAGAAAUGUCUGCUCUACUUUGAGAGUCUGCACGGCCGACCGGGAGCCAAGCAGAAGAACCUGGUGAAGCCUCUGUACGACAGAUACCAGAUGAUCAAACGUUUGCUGUGUGCCAGUCCGACUAUCACCACCAUAGAGGAAGAGGACGGUUCCGAUGAAGACUCGAUGAGCUCCACGACAGUCGAUGAACCUCCCGUCCCGCCUCCUCGCAGAGCCAGCCGACUGGCAGCUGGCGAGGAGGACAGCGACCGGGACAGCGACCCGGCCUUUGUGUCCCCGUUAGAUGAGGUGAAAGGUGUCCAUCAACAACCUGCUCUCACCACGGCCAACCUGCACGAAGCUUCCAGGUCUCAGCUGCUGGCGUGUCUCCGUGAGACGAGGGCAGAGAAGAAGACGAGGCGUAAAGCUCUCCGAGAGUUUGAGGACGAGUUUCACCGUCAGACUGGAAGAAUCUGCCAAAAAGAGGAUCGUAGUCCGAUGAAGGAGGAAUACCAGGAAUAUAAACAGCUCAAGGCUAAACUCCGCCUGCUGGAAGUCCUCCUCAGCAAACAGGAAGUCACCAAAACCCUGUGAGAGGAAACGGAAGCUCCCAAAAACUCUCUAAAUCUUUUCAUGUGAUUAUCUGAGAGCGGAAAAGGUCUUUUAUAUUUUCCAGUUCAGAGGAGAGGAGGUGGUGGGAUGUUACGCUUUUUCCUUUCCGUUAUUUAUGUUUCUUUCAGCGACGUUAGCGUCAUAACUCCAGAGUCCAUGACGUCAGUCAGUCCGUGGUCGUCUGAUAGUCUUUCACUUCAUUAUUCAGCGGUAUUCAGAGGUUUUUAUGAGCCGUUAACUUAACGUUUGAGAUGUCGAUCAAAUAAAUACGUUGAUUUAAAACAAUAGCCCAACAUUUUGGGAAAUCCUCGAGCCUCUAGUUUGGCAUUUUGGCCGUCACCAUCUUGUUUUUUGGCCUGUCCAUCUUGGUUUUUGGUUUUGUCAUCUUGGUUUUUGGCAUUGCAGUCUUGGU